AUGGUCACGCUCCCGCUGGAGCGCAUGGCGUCGCGCGUGGCGGCGAGCCUGGCGUGCGCUACAGGGCUGGGGCGGGAGAUGGUGGUGUCGUCGCAGGCCGAGUACGAGGCGCGCGCGGUGGAGCUGGGGCUGGACGCGGCCAAGCGCGGCGCGCUGCGCGCGCGGCUCGAGGCGGCGCGGCUGACGUGCCCGCUGUUCGACACGCGGCGGUGGGUGCGGGACCUGGAGCGCGUGCUGCUGCGGAUGUGGGAGAUACACACGGAGGGCAAGGGGCCGCGCACGUUUGAGAUCACAGACUGA
This is a messenger RNA of Monoraphidium neglectum, 300 nucleotides long. RefSeq lists its product as hypothetical. The coding region runs from base 1 to 300 and encodes 99 amino acids. Lineage: Eukaryota; Viridiplantae; Chlorophyta; Chlorophyceae; Sphaeropleales; Selenastraceae. The record is from RefSeq and is a predicted model, not a curated record. Gene Ontology annotation, molecular function: protein N-acetylglucosaminyltransferase activity. The transcript has a single exon. Gene Ontology annotation, biological process: protein O-linked glycosylation.